Molecule: messenger RNA, 711 nt
Organism: Haemonchus placei
Lineage: Eukaryota; Metazoa; Nematoda; Chromadorea; Rhabditida; Trichostrongylidae
Source: the annotation of a GenBank genome assembly
CUUUUAAUUAACUUUACUGUAUUCUUUUUAAAAGCUCUUAUUGAAUUUUGUCAUCCUGAUACCUUACCAACCGGAUCCAAACUUGGUACAGUUGUUGCAAUACAUGGCGCUCCAGGCUCCCACAAAGAUUUCAAGUAUAUAACUCCUCUACUUCAAAACAAAGGAAUACGAUUUAUCGGAGUGAAUAUGCCCGGCUUUGGGUUUACUCCAGUUUUUUUAGAUGACCCACGUCUACAGUGCAAUAAUACAGAACGUAAUAGUUUUGUCAAUGAGUUAAUUGCAAAAAUCGGAAACGUGGAAAAAUUAGUGGUGAUGGGACAUAGCAGAGGAAGUGAGAACGCUAUCGCCAUAGCGGAAUCACUAGUUGGUUUGGUACUGGUGAAUCCGACCGGCCUUCAACGUCAUCGAGCACAGCGUCCUUUCUGGGUGGUCGAGUUUGUUCUAUGGCUAUACUCUCUCGGACCGACUGCCAAGAAAGUAUUACAUCCUUUUAUGAAAUAUUUCUACAACAAUGUUAUUGGGCUAAGGCUGGACACAGGAGAAAGAGCCAUGAUGUGGAUACGAGCCCAUAUAGAAAGUAUUAAUAAGUGCAAAAAUGCUCGCGUGCUCGUGGUAUAUGCCGGAAAGGAUAUGCUCAUUGAAACAAAGAUUCCCCACGAACUUGCCUGCUCUUUUGAUGGACAUAUAGACCUUGUGAGUGCACUUUUGUAA